CGAACCCGAGCAACUGUCGUGUCAGUCGUUGAGGUUCUGUCAUUCCGAUAGGUCUGUCUGCUGUCCAGUCUUGUUUAUUUAUUCAGACAAGUGUCCGCUACAAGCGUGACACUCAUUGACACGAGCGAAAAUGUUGCACAACAUCGACCCGAAAGCGAAAGCCGUCCACAUCGAGACUGGAAAUAUGCUCAGCAUGAAUAACAUAAUGCUGAAGGUUUGGCAGAGCCCCGUGGACGAGUUGGUGGAAUGCUUGAAGAUUGUUGCAAAAGACAGCCAAGGUCUUUCUCCCAUUCCAGCGGAUGGCUUAGUUAAGGUUGGUCCAUUGAAGAACAACAGCGAAGUGGUCAAUUCCUUUGAUGUGGAAGACAAGAAGGAUCUUAAAAUAAAUGUCAAAGUUUUUGUGACAAGGACUAACAAAGAGACUCUCAUAGAUGCUGUUAAUGAGGCUCUUUUGUCGCUGGAAACGGACACAAUAGAUUCUCUGGUUCUUGCUUGUCCUUGUUCAGAUGAGACACAAUCUGAGAAGUCACUUCCAUGGCUACAGGAGCUGUGGAGGACUCUAGAAGAUUUUGUUGAGUCGAAAAAAAUAAUCAGCCUUGGUCUUAGCAAUAUUGACACCCAAGUGUUCAUUUCUUUAUACAACUGGGCAAAGGUGAAACCCAGUAUUGUGCAAGUUAAUUUAGCCACAUGUUGUGUUGUGCCACCUGCACUGCAAGAAUUUUCGAAGCAAAAUGACAUUCAAUUGAACACAACCAGUGAUCCUGCAGAUAUUUUACCAAAGGACAUGCUGCAGCAGAUCCUGGAUCCCUCACUGCCCUUCAGUUUGGUGUGGGUGUUCCGUUAUCAAGUUCAGGUCAAGUGCAGAGGAGUUUUAGCCAGCAAAGGCUAUGUAGUGUGCUGCAAGCAGUCUGAUUAGCUCUCAUUUUCAAAACUAGACCUGUAUCUCUCGCGCAUGAGAGAUGUUUUCUAGUGAAGUUGCAAAGAAUGAAGCAUUUUUCCUGUGAUCCUGACUGAAAAUUCCAUUUUCUGAAUUUUAUUUGUUUUUUUCAGACAGGUAAUUACUCUCACCAUUCUUUAUCUCUAGAGCAGGUUAAAAGUUUGUGAUACUGAAAAUACCAGUUUGAAUAUCAGUAGAGAAAAUACUUUGUAUAUUUUAUUCUUGUAAUUCUAUAAGUGGCUUUCUAUUUUUAGAACAAUUUAAAAGACGAGUGGGAUACUUAAUUAAUGUUAGUUGUGAAUUUUCUAGAUAUUUUAUUAUUGGACUAUUUGUACUAUUAGAUGAAUUCAAUCAUUUUGCUACUUCAUGCCUUGAUUGUUAAAGAUGUCAAACAUGCACUACACUCCAUGGUUUUGUACACAGGAUAAAUUAAUGGACAGAUUGUUGGUUUGUUCUUUUGUUAAGAGAAUAUAUUGCAAGUACUGUAUUCACACAAUGAAGUCAUCUUACACCUUUCAUCAGACUUGUUAUAUUAAGAUUUUUAUAAUUUGGAAAAGAUUUUAACAGUCUACCAGGGUAUGUAACAUUGUUACCAAUAAACACUAAGUUGAUAUGUUAUAA
Molecule: messenger RNA, 1558 nt
Organism: Thrips palmi
Lineage: Eukaryota; Metazoa; Arthropoda; Insecta; Thysanoptera; Thripidae
Gene: Gclm
Product: glutamate--cysteine ligase regulatory subunit
Exons: 7
Coding region: 131-916 (261 amino acids)
Biological process (GO): glutathione biosynthetic process
Cellular component (GO): glutamate-cysteine ligase complex
Molecular function (GO): enzyme regulator activity; glutamate-cysteine ligase catalytic subunit binding
Source: RefSeq, a predicted model, not a curated record